This is a messenger RNA of Myodes glareolus (Bank vole), 2497 nucleotides long. RefSeq names its product carbohydrate sulfotransferase 7 (gene Chst7). Gene Ontology annotation, cellular component: Golgi membrane. Lineage: Eukaryota; Metazoa; Chordata; Mammalia; Rodentia; Cricetidae. The record is from RefSeq and is a predicted model, not a curated record. Gene Ontology annotation, biological process: N-acetylglucosamine metabolic process; carbohydrate metabolic process. Gene Ontology annotation, molecular function: chondroitin 6-sulfotransferase activity; N-acetylglucosamine 6-O-sulfotransferase activity.
CCAGCACCACCGCCUCCCAAGUUUCCUCUAGUGGACACACUGCCUGACCGCUCUGCUCCACCCAGCGCCGAGGGACCCGAAGAGGCGGGAGCUGCAGUUCCGAGGCAGAGGAGACAGCCACCAGGCGCCUGCUCUGCACUGGGCGAAGUGGGGGGAGGGGGGCUCGGUGAACUAUGAAGGGCCGGCGGCGGAGGCGCCGAGAGUACUGCAAAUUCACGCUGCUCUUGGUGCUCUACACGCUUCUGCUACUGUUCAUCCCCUCUGUACUGGACAGUGGCAGCGAGCAGGACAAGGGCGUCAGGAACUGCCCCGGCCUGCAGCGCAGCUUGGGCGUAUGGAGCCUGGAGGCGGCGGCGGCUGGAGAGCGUGAGCAGAACGCGGAGGUGAGAUCCCGGGCCGAAGAAAACGCGGGUCUAUACCCUGGGACCCCAGGCAACCUUAGCGCCGUCGGGGAGGCGGUGGCCCAGGAGAAGCAACACAUCUAUGUGCAUGCCACCUGGCGUACUGGCUCGUCCUUUCUGGGCGAACUCUUCAACCAGCACCCGGACGUUUUCUACUUGUACGAGCCUAUGUGGCAUCUGUGGCAGGCGCUGUAUCCUGGCGACGCCGAGAGCCUACAAGGCGCGCUAAGAGACAUGCUGCGCUCCCUCUUCCGCUGUGACUUCUCUGUGCUGAGGCUGUAUGCGCAACCCGGGGACCCCGCGGCGCGAGCAGCAGACUCGGCCAACCUCACCACGACUAUGCUUUUCCGCUGGCGGACCAACAAAGUCAUCUGCUCGCCGCCACUGUGUCCUGCCGCGCCCCUUGCUCGCUCUGAGGUGGGCCUCGUCGAGGACAAAGCCUGCGAAAGCAGUUGCCCGCCCGUCCCGCUCCGCGCCCUGGAGGCCGAGUGCCGCAAGUACCCGGUGGUGGUCAUCAAGGACGUGAGGCUGCUCGACCUGGGCGUGCUGGUGCCCCUGCUACGUGACCCGGGCCUCAACCUGAAGGUAGUGCAGCUCUUCCGUGACCCGCGGGCGGUGCACAACUCACGCCUCAAGUCUAGGCACGGGCUGCUGCGCGAGAGCAUCCAGGUGCUGCGCACGCGCCAGAGGGGCGACCGCUUCCACCGGGUGCUUCUGGCGCACGGCGUGGGUGCCCGUCCUGGAGCCCAGGCUCGUGCGCUUCCCUCCGCGCCGCGAGCCGAUUUCUUCCUAACCAGCGCGCUCGAGGUGAUCUGCGAGGCCUGGCUGCGCGACCUGCUAUUCGCGCGCGGCGCGCCCACCUGGCUCAGGCGUCGCUACCUGAGGCUGCGCUACGAGGACCUGGUGUGGCAGCCCCAAGCCCAGCUGCGCCGCCUGCUGCGCUUCUCUGGGCUGCGGACGCUGGCCACGCUCGAUGCCUUUGCAUUCAACAUGACGCGAGGCUCGGCUUAUGGCGCAGAUCGGCCCUUUCACUUGUCUGCCCGGGACGCCCGAGAGGCUGUGUACGCUUGGCGCGAGAGGCUGAGUCAAGAGCAGGUGCGUCAGGUGGAAACCGCCUGCGCCCCCGCCAUGCGACUGCUGGCUUACCCUCGCAGCAGAGACGAGGGCGGCAUGGAUAGCGCCAGGGAAGGGGAAACACCUCUGGAGACCAAGGCCAACUGGGCCACGUAACACCCUGAUCCCAAACCCUGCCCCAGGGCUGAUCCAGAGUCACACUGAAGAUAUCCUGGUGCCCCCACAUUGUUGGCAUUUUGAGAAUUAUCUUAUCAUUGCCUCUAAGCAAGUCCCUUACAACAAAACAAUUUAAUGGCUCUAUUGUCAACAUUAUCAGUCAUUUCCUUUUUCCUUGGCUCAGUAGUUCACUGAUUUGAAGUGCAAGCAGGAAGAUUAAGAAAGCUUUACCUGGGCUAUCAGAUAAGCCUCAGAUGUUAGUGCCAUUCAUAGUAUGGUUCUCAAUGGAGUAGUUAAGUGAAGCCUCCACCAGAACUCCUGUCCAUUGAAAUGGAGACUACCACACUUGCCAACCCAUUUGCUCUGGAAGUGGUCCUGGAGGAAGGCUGUGACAAUAAGCCGGGAAGUAGUAACAUAGCCCUGAGGAUGGAACUUGCUGAAUACCCGGAAAUCUCUGCUCUCAGCCCAAGUGUUAAGUGCCAGCCCUCACUUUGAGCAUCUGUUAAAUAGCUUUAGGUGGCUGGUCUCCAUGGUUCCUCACCUGGCAUGAGUAGGUGAAGAGGAACAGGAAAAGAACCCAUACUCUGCAGGCAAGACCAGAAAAUUUGAAAGGAAAAAAGGCACGUCAAAACUUAGAAGUGGAACAUCUAUGGGAGCAGUGAGAUCUACUUGGCAGGAUUGUGGCUCCUUACCUGACCUGAAAGAGACCGAAGACCACAGAGAAAGAUGGAGCACCAAAUUCAGUUGGUUGAGCCUUCUGUCCUAAAACUUUAAAAACAGCAGGAAGUUGAUUCUUACCCCUCCCCCUCCUAGCUUCAAAGGUUGGAAAUAGUAUGGUUAAAACACUAAGCCUACCUUCCUGAGUU